Molecule: messenger RNA, 1155 nt
Organism: Arachis duranensis
Lineage: Eukaryota; Viridiplantae; Streptophyta; Magnoliopsida; Fabales; Fabaceae
Exons: 1
Coding region: 1-1155 (384 amino acids)
Biological process (GO): proteolysis
Molecular function (GO): aspartic-type endopeptidase activity
Source: RefSeq, a predicted model, not a curated record
AUGCAUGAAAUCCAGACGGUGGCUAAGGAGUACAUAAACGACGAGGAGGUCAGCCGAGUCGUUGCUGCCAAUAAGCGGCAGUCCGGUUACGGCCAAGCUCGGCAGUCCGGUGGCGACGGUGAGAGAGCAAAAGAAAAGGCAAGGGAUGAGGCAUCAAACAAAGCACCCAGGCCGUUCCCUCGAGUCGGAAAAUUUACUAACUACACUCCACUCACCCUCCCCAUCGUGGAAGUUUAUCAACAAAUAGCUGAGAAGGGAAUUCUUCCGAAGCCCCGACCACUUAAGGACCGUACGGGAGGAAACAAGAACCUUUAUUGUGAUUAUCACAAGGGUUAUGGCCAUCAAACGCAGGACUGUUUUAACCUGAAGGAUGCACUAGAACAAGCUAUAAGGGAAGGAAAGCUAGCAGCGUUCUCCCAUCUCAUCAGGGAGCCGAGAAGGCGUUAUCGUGACCAAGACGAGGAAAGCAAGACGCGCUCGGCCAAGCGGCGACAGGAGCCCGAAGACAGAGACCAUGGCCUCACUGUGAUAAACGUGGUAACGGCAAAAAAUGCUGCACCAAAAUCCCGGUCGGCACACAAGAAAGACGCCAAGGUUCUGGCAAUCUCAUCCCCGCCGGUGCAAAGUUCCAAAAAACCUCCAUCCAUUUCUUUCGGCCCGGAAGACCAAUGGUUUAGCGACGCCCCGGAAAACCCCCCCAUGGUCAUAACGGCCAGGGUGGGAACCGACCUCGUCAAACGGAUCCUUGUCGACACAGGAGCUGAUUCAAACAUCGUGUUCCGCAACGUGUUCGACGCACUAGGGCUAAAGGAUGCCGACCUGACGACUCACCAGCACGGGGUUAUCGGGUUAGGCGACCACUUCAUCAAACCGGACGGAGUCAUCUCCCUACCAAUCUCGGUGGGGCAGACCCAAGGACGAAGAUCGGCGAUGGCCGAGUUCGUAAUUCUCCGAGAUUCCACAGCCUACAACAUCAUCUUGGGAAGAAAAACAAUCAAUGAUUUUGAAGCCAUAAUCAACACCAAGCUGCUAGUUAUGAAGUUCGUUACCGAUGAUGGAUCCAUAGGGACCAUAAGAGGAGACCUCGAGACGGCAGUCGCUUGUGACAACGCCAGCCUUUCCCUUAGAAAGAAGUCCAAGGAAGCAAUCACCUAG